AGUCGCUCGUCGAGCGCAGCUCUGACAACCAGCUUGACCUGACCUGGUGUAAUCCUCAGAGUCAUUUUUUCCUCGGUCGACAAGUUGUCGGCCGAUCACUUCAUCUUUCCUAGCGGCGCUUAUCCGUUAGCGCGACAGCAGCCACAGCGCGCAGUCCCAACCCGGUGCAUUAGAAUACGUUAAUGUUGCGGCGAAAGAGCAUUGUGGGAGGACUCUGUGUGCAUGACAAACUGUUCACUGGAAGGUAGACGGACGAAUAAAAUCGCGUAGAGAAGCUCACGCACGACUCCAGCUCCACGGAAUCCCGACUUGUUUACCCAAAACCGGGCACAGAGGAGCACCGUUGCGCAGUCUUUACGCACAUCCAAAGAGCGGACUUGGAGGGGGCGUCUGUCUGUCACCACCAUGUCAGCCGCAACAGCUUCAAUAGCAGAUGUGUCCAGGACUGAUUUUACAAACAGUGAUGACCGGAAUAAGUCAGGUCAGGCUCAGUGCACACCCAUGCCCCUGCCAGCCCUGGGCACCCAGAGGAUCAUCCAGGGCAAUGGCACAACUGUGGGUACAGUCAUUUCCCUGCAGUGCCCAGCCAAACACAAACUGAUUGGAGGUGAGCUGACUUGCGUCAUGGGCCCCAACAGCACCCACUGGGAGGGGGAGACCUACUGUAAACCUCUGUCCCCCCUAGAGGACUAUGGUUUCCGUGUGGCUGUGCUGGCAUCCAUUGUAAGCACGGCCAUAAUCUUCUUCAUGUCCGUGGCCUUCAUCACCUGCUGUUUGCUAGACUGCAUCAAAGAGGACAAAAGGAAAAAACAUGAGAGGGAGUCUGAUAUGUGGCAGUGGGAGGAGCAGGCCCAACAUCAGGAGGAACACAGGUCUCGCUACGGCCAUAAAGGCAGGAACAACAACAACAACAACACCCAAGACCAGGUGUUUUCAUUGUGGAACACUGGUAACCCAGCCAUGUGUGACAGUAUGCCACCCUGCAGAUGUCAUCAGCAGUAUGCCUGUAGUCCUGCCUGCACAUAUGGCCCCACUCCUCUGCUUUCUGUUCUUCCUGGCUAUGACUACAACCAGCCUCUCUUACCCCGAAACCCAGAAUCCUCACAGAUUCGUGGUGAACCUGAAUACCUUGGACCUCCUCUGUCCCCCUGUCAAACUAUUAACCCAGGCCUGUUCCAAAGCUCAGCAAUGGGGCCUGGUUUGGUGCCACAGUAUGGAGGACAUCAGAGCAGUUUCUCCGGAGCGAAGCCAUCAACCACAGAUGAAUCCAACAUGAGGAAUAUACACACUGCCAAAGAUUUUUCCAUUCGGAUUAUAUCAGUGUGAGGUACACAGGAGGUGAAUACCAUCAGUCAAGAACUUGUUUACUGAACAAAUAUGUUGAUCUGUGCAAAGAGGACUACAGGAUGUAGUGACUGAGCAUUCCUGAUGUUGCUGAAAUGAUAAUGUCCGCAGUUCUGCACAGUAUGAAGGCUCUAUAGGCAUACUGAUAUGACAGACUUAUGUGCCUUCCAUAAACUGUAAUGGCGCACUGCCCUCUGCCUGCAAAGAGGGGCCAUUGCACAUUCAGGACCCCAGCCUUGAUGGAUGACACUCCUUGUAAUAGGAAGGUCGCUGACUUUCAUGCCCUGAAUAGAGCUUUUCAUAAAAAUGAUGUUAAGUUAAUGACAAAGGUUCAGUAGGUAACUUUUAGAAAAAUAACUUUUUGUCAUAGUUGCAGAAACUGUUUCUGUUUUUGACAGUAGUACAUUAGACAGAUGGUCUGUGAAAUAAUCAGGUUCCUCUGGCACCUCGGAGUAUUCCUGAUGGCAUUUGUAAGAAUCAACCGUGCCUCAACCAAAAUAACCAAUCCAAGGGUCCAUGAGUCUGCUCCAUUUUUUUCCACUGUUGCACCGCUUAACACACAAAGUAAAGGACGGGAGAGCUGUUUAAAUGGAGUGUAAUCAGCAGCCAGCAGCAACAACCACGUAACUGUCAACUGACAAAACAAUGUCUGUCUACUUUCCUAUAAUUGCCUGCAUUGACAGUAAUUUUCACAACAUGAUUUUAUGUGAGCCUGAAUGACAUUCAUCAGCUCUCUGUCUUAUCAGUCUUGACCUGUUUGUGUUUGUGUGGGCCAUGUGGUCGUGGUUGCAUAAAUGCUGCAGAGUGCCCCCUUCCCCUGCACACGCACUCACUUUUCAUCACCGGUUUUCUUCUCUUUAAUUUGCUGGAACCAUAGACUGCAUAUAAAGAUGAACGACUUGUCCCUGCUCACCCCCGCUAUGCUUAAUUGAAGCUAAAAUAUACGGCUGCUGCCAUCUUGCACUAGUGACGUCAAUCGGAGCCAGAGUCUGCGCAGUGGCCGAAACACUGUUGGCAGCGCAGUGUGCGCAUGGGCCAUGAUUGACACUUGCAUUAGAGACUCCUCCUGGCUCUGAUUUGCUAGUUUCAUUCAAGGAAAGGUGGAUUCUUGCAAGUGCCAUUAGAAGCACUAGGUGGAGUCAGAGUGACAUUAUUUUUUAACAGAUAUGUUUGAUAUAUAUUUUUUAUUUCACUAUAAAAGUUAUCUACUGUAGCUUUAAGGUGUUUAUUGGAGCAUAGUUUACAACAAAACUGAGGAAGUUGACAGAGAAACUAAUUUCUGGACUGCAACGUCCACUUUGUUAGAUGAUGGAAAGCACCGGCCAGUAUGUAAAUACAAUUUUUUUAAAGAAUGUAAAUAAAUUAAAGCAUUCUAUGAUAACAAGUGAGACUCUGUUGCAAUGGAAGUAGUAGCCUACAAUGAUGUAUUUCCCUCAGAGGGAUCAAUGCAAAUAUUUAUAUGCCAGCAUGAUAAGGCAGCUUCAGUAUGUUUAAUGAUGCAGCUUACACACAGGAAUCUAAAAAUGCUAAAAGAAUGUAUUGUUAAAAAGAAAUUAAAGAAAAAGAAAUUAGACUAUUAUUAUGAUUA
Molecule: messenger RNA, 2932 nt
Organism: Plectropomus leopardus (leopard coralgrouper)
Lineage: Eukaryota; Metazoa; Chordata; Actinopteri; Perciformes; Serranidae
Gene: susd3
Product: sushi domain containing 3
Cellular component (GO): plasma membrane
Source: RefSeq, a predicted model, not a curated record